UGUUUAAUACCAAAAAUUUUUACAUAGAAAAUGAUGAAGGACAAUAAUCUUGUGCGGCACUUAGAUGCUUGUGAAACAAUGGGUAAUGCCACAGCUAUUUGUUCUGAUAAAACUGGAACACUCACUACUAAUCGAAUGACAGUUGUACAAAGUUUUAUAUGCGGAGUUCUUCAUAAAUCUUCACCUAAAUAUGAAAAUUUACCUCAACCACCAGCCGAUAUAAUUAUAACAGCUAUUUCUUUAAAUAGUGCAUAUACAUCUCGUGUAAUGCCCCCUGAUAAUCCAGGAGAUCUUCCUAAACAAGUGGGAAAUAAAACUGAAUGUUCACUGUUAGGAUUUGUAUUAGAUAUGGGAAAGGACUAUCAAACUAUUAGGGAUGAUACACCUGAAGAGAAGUUACAUAAAGUGUAUACUUUUAACUCUGUUAGAAAAUCUAUGAGCACUGUAAUUCCUUUAUCGACUGGGGGAUUCAGAGUAUUUACAAAAGGAGCUUCAGAAAUGGUUUUGAAAAAAUGUUCUUAUAUUUUUGGCAAAGAAGGAAAAUUAUUACGAUUUACACAAGAGGACCAAGAUAGAUUAGUGAAAAAUGUAAUAGAACCUAUGGCAUGUGAUGGACUCCGUACAAUAUGUGUAGCAUAUAAAGAUUAUAUUGCUAAACCUGCACAGCCCAAUCAAGUGAAAUGUGAUAGUGAACCAGACUGGGAUGAUGAAGAUAAAAUCAUUAAUGAACUUACAUGUUUGUGUGUUGUUGGGAUUGAAGACCCUGUUAGACCAGAGGUACCAGAAGCUAUUAAGAAAUGUCAGAGAGCAGGAAUAACUGUUCGAAUGGUAACAGGGGAUAAUAUAAAUACAGCUCGCUCAAUUGCUAUGAAAUGUGGAAUUAUAAAGCCUGGAGAAGAUUUUCUUGUAAUUGAAGGAAAGGAGUUUAAUCGAAGAAUACGUGAUAGCCAUGGUGAUGUUGAACAACAGUUAUUAGACAAAGUAUGGCCUCGAUUACGUGUAUUGGCCAGAUCAUCUCCCCAGGACAAAUAUACACUAGUAAAAGGAAUUAUCGAUAGCAAAUUACAUACGAAUAGAGAAGUCGUGGCCGUAACGGGGGAUGGCACAAAUGAUGGCCCAGCAUUGAAAAAGGCUGAUGUUGGUUUUGCAAUGGGAAUUGCAGGGACCGAUGUCGCAAAAGAAGCAUCAGAUAUCAUUCUCACUGAUGACAAUUUUUCAAGUAUCGUGAAAGCUGUUAUGUGGGGUAGAAAUGUCUAUGAUAGUAUAGCAAAAUUUCUGCAAUUUCAGUUAACUGUUAAUAUUGUUGCGGUCAUUGUUGCAUUUGUAGGAGCAUGUGCUGUAGAGGACAGUCCAUUGAAAGCAGUACAGAUGUUAUGGGUGAAUUUAAUUAUGGAUACGUUAGCAUCUCUUGCCUUGGCUACAGAGCUUCCAACUGCAGAAUUACUGUUAAGGAAACCUUAUGGGAGAAUGAAACCUCUUAUAUCGCGAACAAUGAUGAAAAAUAUUUUAGGACAAGGCAUUUAUCAGUUGACGAUCAUCUUCUUUCUAUUGUUCCUGGGUCAUAAGUUCUUUGAUAUUGAUUCUGGAAUGUAUGCACCGUUGCAUUCACCUCCAUCCGAACAUUUUACAAUCAUUUUUAAUACUUUUGUCAUGAUGACAUUAUUCAAUGAAAUGAAUGCAAGGAAGAUUCAUGGAGAGAGAAACAUAUUUGAAGGUCUCUUCACUAACCCAAUAUUCUAUAGUAUUCUUUUGAUUACUGCAGGUGCUCAGGUAAGUUAUAAUUUAAAACAAAUAUAAUGCUUGUAUAUAAAA
Molecule: messenger RNA, 1812 nt
Organism: Centruroides sculpturatus (bark scorpion)
Lineage: Eukaryota; Metazoa; Arthropoda; Arachnida; Scorpiones; Buthidae
Gene: PMCA
Product: plasma membrane calcium-transporting ATPase 2-like
Exons: 9
Coding region: 31-1797 (588 amino acids)
Biological process (GO): regulation of cytosolic calcium ion concentration; calcium ion transmembrane transport
Cellular component (GO): intracellular membrane-bounded organelle; membrane
Molecular function (GO): P-type calcium transporter activity; ATP binding; ATP hydrolysis activity
Source: RefSeq, a predicted model, not a curated record